Molecule: messenger RNA, 1541 nt
Organism: Cucumis melo (muskmelon)
Lineage: Eukaryota; Viridiplantae; Streptophyta; Magnoliopsida; Cucurbitales; Cucurbitaceae
Product: probable CCR4-associated factor 1 homolog 7
Exons: 1
Coding region: 580-1404 (274 amino acids)
Cellular component (GO): CCR4-NOT core complex; CCR4-NOT complex; P-body
Molecular function (GO): poly(A)-specific ribonuclease activity; nucleic acid binding
Source: RefSeq, a predicted model, not a curated record
AAAAAGAAAAUCAAUCAAUUAUUGUGGAAAUGGAAAAAAAGAGUAAGAAGAUAGACCAAAAGAAAUAAAAAAGGAACGACGUCGUAUUGGGGAAAACGACAUAGUUUGAGAGGUGUGUGUGAAUCCAUUCAUCAUCGUCAUGUUGGUGAUGAGACCGGGAUGAAUGAAAAUUUAGGGCGGGUCGAAGCGGAGCUCUCAUCCCCAUUUGUUUGUGUGCUCCAUUGCCUCUCCGUCCAACACUUCUCUGCUUUUUAAGAUCUCUCUGUUUCAAUACCUUCAAGGUUAGAUCCCCUUCUCCUCACUCUUGGAGGGGGUUUUUCCCCCCAUUUCUUCCUCUAUUUCUUUUCCUUUUUAUCAUCUAGGGUUCUAUCCAUCCUCACUCUCUUUCUUUUCUGCUUCACUCCCCCCCCUGAUCUUCCAGAUCCAACAAGAUUUCAAUUCUUUCUGACGGCCCCACGUUACCUUUCAAGGGCCAAACCCCGAACCCCUUUUCUCGUUUUCCUUUUAUUUUCCCCAUUUAUUGUUCUUGGGGGGUUUUCUUUCUUUUGCCAUUUUGUUGGUUUUGUUGACAUUCGAGGUAUGUCGAUUUUGCCGAAAGGUGAAUCGAUUAAUAUCCGUGAGGUGUGGAACGAUAAUUUGGAGGAAGAAUUUGCUCUUAUACGUGAUAUUGUCGACCAGUUUAACUACAUAGCGAUGGACACCGAGUUCCCUGGCGUGGUUGUUCGCCCUGUGGGUUCUUUUAAGAAUAUUAACGAGUAUAACUACCGAACCCUCAGAGAGAAUGUCGAUACCUUAAAGUUGAUUCAAUUGGGUCUUACGUUUUCUGAUGAGAAUGGGAAUCUCCCAACUUGUGGAACAGAUAAGUUUUGUAUUUGGCAGUUCAAUUUCCGCGAGUUCAAUAUUUGUGAUGAUAUAUAUGCAAGUGAUUCCAUUGAGCUUUUGCGCGAGUGUGGUAUUGAUUUCCAGAAGACCCAUGAGGAGGGAAUUGAUGUCAAUCGUUUUGGUGAGCUUCUCAUGUCAUCUGGGAUUGUGUUAAACGAUAAUAUUUUUUGGGUGACGUUCCACAGCGGGUAUGAUUUUGGAUACUUGUUGAAAUUGUUGACUUGCCGAAACUUACCAGAGACCCAGGCCGAAUUUUUUGAUUUGAUCCAUAUGUACUUCCCAAUGGUUUAUGAUAUCAAGCAUUUGAUGAGGUUUUGCAACAGUUUCCAUGGUGGGCUGAACAAGCUUGCAGAGUUAUUAGAAGUGGAGAGGAUUGGAGUUUGCCAUCAAGCAGGAUCAGAUAGCCUCCUUACUGCCUGUACUUUCAGGAAGUUGAGGGAUACCUUUUUCAAUGGUUCUAUACAGAAAUAUGCAGGUGUUUUGUACGGUCUCGGUGUUGAAACUGGACAGACUACCAAUUGAAGACACUUCUAGUGUUUGUAGCAUUGUGAAACUUGGUUAAAGCAUUGAUGGUUGUAUCUGUUUUUCUUUUUCGCUUGUAAAUUAUGGCAGUUGGCAGUUAGUAUUUCAAUAAAACCUUAAUGGCACUCUUUCAGUUA